GACAAUACCAACCAUUCCUACCUAAUGGCUCGAAAGGAGGUUUCAUUCGAAGUUUUCCGUGGUUCCAGAGAAGGCAAGAUUGUUAAAGACACCACAACACGUCUACUCGGUCCCAAUGACGCCUUGGUCAAAUUGACUCAUUCUGGACUCUGCGGAACCGAUGAACAUUUGCUACACACAGGAUGUGUUCUCGGUCACGAAGGCGUCGGCAUAGUUGAGGAUGUUGGCUCACAGGUCCAGGGUCUGAAGCCUGGUGAUCGUGUGGGUUUUGGAUACGUACACAACGUGUGCGGACAAUGUCAUUACUGCCUGAACGGAAUGGAACAAUUUUGUGCUGAUGUCCAAAUUUAUGGCGAGGCCGAUCUCGACGAAGGAUCAUUCGGUUCUCACGUCGUAUGGGCUGCUGAUAUGUUGGCAAAAAUUCCCUCCGGUCUCGAAUUGAAGCAUGCUGCUCCUAUGAUGUGUGCUGGUGCCACAGUGUGGACAGCUUUGACCAUGUAUGGUCUAAAACCUGGUGAUAGAGUCGGGAUUUUUGGAAUGGGCGGUUUGGGACAUCUAGCUAUCCAAUUUGCGGCCAAACUCGGCUGUGAGGUUGCUGUCAUAUCGAGCUCCGGAUCGAAAAAGGACGAAGCUAUUAAGUUGGGUGCUACCGACUUUUAUGUGAUGAAGGGAUUGGAACUUUCAGAGAACAAGAAGAUCAAUCAUCUUCUCAUCUGCGGAAGUGGAAACCCCGAUUACUCGAAACUCAUCCCUAUUUUGGCAGCAGAUGGCACUAUCUACCCACUUACAGUCAGCUCAGAGGCAACUCCAAUCCACUUAUUCGAUCUUGUGAUGAAAGGCAUCCGCAUCCAAGGAUCCGUUGUAGCUGCGCGCCCUUCCAUUCGACGAAUGCUCGACUUUUCGAUCCUGCACGGUAUCAAGCCUAUCAUUAUGGAGUGGCAGAUGAACGAGAAGGGGAUCGAGGACGCGAUGGAAGCUCUGCGAACAGGCAAGAUGCGUUACAGAGGCGUACUUGUUCGCUGAAAAACAGCCUUCCAAGUCAUGAACAUGCGAUUAGACACAAGGGAUAGAAGCAGG
Cladophialophora immunda is the source of this 1077-nucleotide messenger RNA. RefSeq lists its product as uncharacterized. The record is from RefSeq and is a predicted model, not a curated record. Gene Ontology annotation, molecular function: zinc ion binding; alcohol dehydrogenase (NADP+) activity. NCBI's taxonomy places the organism in Eukaryota, Fungi, Ascomycota, Eurotiomycetes, Chaetothyriales, Herpotrichiellaceae. The coding region runs from base 25 to 1023 and encodes 332 amino acids. The transcript is spliced from 3 exons. Gene Ontology annotation, biological process: alcohol metabolic process.